UAAUGUUCAAAAUUCAAAUUUUAACUUGUUUAAUAAUCGAAACCCAUUCAUGGAGUUGGUUUUCUGGGUAUUCUGACCCACAAUAUCCAUCCCCUAGAGGAACAAAUUUCUGGAAAUGUCGAGUCUCGAAACCAACAUAUGUUUGUGACCCUGAUGGAAUGUUAACUGAUGAUCAGAGGGAAGAAAUUGUCCACAUGCCAAAUUCAAAAUAUCAAUGUAUGAGAGAAGGACUUAGACUUGUUGUGGCAUUAGCAAAAGAUAAAAUUGGCUAUGCUUACUCUGGAAAUACUUAUUUGUGCAAUUAUGCUAUAAAUCAUUGGAAGUUAUCUAAUACAACAAAAUGCGAGUCGGAUAUACAGGGGAUUGAAGUAAAUAAAGAUGAAAUUAAUCAUUGCUAUAUCCUACGUUGGUUAGUAAACAUUCAUGAAGAUGACUAUUAUAAGCUCGCAAAUGCAGGGAAUGCUCUACUUAACAAAAAUAAUACAUUUGAUGCUCUAAAGAAUUAUAUCACUUACUUGCGCAACCGUUACAUUCAACGCUUCUCAACUUUCGAUAACGAUGAUGUUUUUAAUGAGAAGUCUCCUCAACAAUAUUCUUAUAAAUUGUGA
Meloidogyne enterolobii is the source of this 608-nucleotide messenger RNA. The record is from the annotation of a GenBank genome assembly. NCBI's taxonomy places the organism in Eukaryota, Metazoa, Nematoda, Chromadorea, Rhabditida, Meloidogynidae.